Messenger RNA from Bacidia gigantensis, 666 nucleotides. RefSeq lists its product as uncharacterized. Bases 1 to 666 code for a protein of 221 amino acids. The record is from RefSeq and is a predicted model, not a curated record. NCBI's taxonomy places the organism in Eukaryota, Fungi, Ascomycota, Lecanoromycetes, Lecanorales, Ramalinaceae. Gene Ontology annotation, biological process: protein targeting to ER. The transcript is spliced from 3 exons. Gene Ontology annotation, cellular component: membrane; signal peptidase complex.
AUGGCUGCGCCCAAAAUUGCAAAGUAUUCCCUCUCUGAGCUCAAGAACACCACCGAUGAUGCCCUGCCGAAUUACCUCAAUUCCCUCAAGUUCAAUCAAGCACACUUCCUCACCGAUGUGAAAUUAGCGCUAGGAUACUCGGCGGUCACAAUCGCUGGUGUGUUGUUCUAUGCAGACUGGAAGCUCGGCUGGGACGCGACCAAAGGCGCUACUCUCUGGGCUGUCAUGGCCUACUUUACGCUCAAUUCAAUACUGACAUUCUGGAUAUGGGGGGUCGAACGGGGAAAGGUCUACUCUGGAGAAUUCAAUGGCACACUCAUAUCCGUUGCUUCGAGUACAACAAAAUAUACACCACUCUACGACAUUACUGUAAGGCUACAGUCGCCGAUGAAAGAAGAAACAAAUUUGAAACUAUCAGCCCCAUUCACACGAUGGUUCGAUGCUGAUGGCUGCUUUAUUGCUAAGCCGUUCCAGCAAUGGCUGUCCACUGAAGUGCCCCUAAUCGGGCAGGCGGACCCAAAAAGCAAACAGGGCAAAAUUGAAGGUACGAACGGAGGGAUUCAAGUCGCUGAGGCUGUACUCAUACACCAGAAUGAGACGCCUAAGAAAGCUACUGGGCACAGCGAGGGAACACCGAGUACGAGGUCGAGGAAAGGUAAAAAGUGA